This is a messenger RNA of Hippoglossus stenolepis (Pacific halibut), 3698 nucleotides long. It is a transcript of the gene mov10l1, whose product is annotated as Mov10 like RISC complex RNA helicase 1. Bases 67 to 3522 code for a protein of 1151 amino acids. The transcript has 27 exons. Lineage: Eukaryota; Metazoa; Chordata; Actinopteri; Pleuronectiformes; Pleuronectidae. Gene Ontology annotation, molecular function: helicase activity. The record is from RefSeq and is a predicted model, not a curated record.
UCCACAUGUAACUUGUGUACUUCUAUCCACACACUGUGCGUUGUGUUAGAGCUCAGGAGCUCCGACAUGCUGACUGCUCUGCGCUGUGUCCUGUCCAAGCUGGUGUCUCCCCUGUGGAGGACCGAAGAGGUGGAUGGAGAAGACAACUUCCCCUGUGCAUCAGGCACAGAGGACAUCCGCCACCUGCGGGGCGGUGUGGUGACCCAGCUCUUCCUCGACCAUGGCAUGAUAGACAGUGCUGUGUACUUCACCAGCGGCCAGGUGUUGGGCGGGAUGCCGCUGAAAGAAGGGGACCUGGUGAACUGUAUAGCAGUGAGAGAUGGUGCCCAGGGUGGAUGGAAAGCUGUCAGGGUGGAGAAGAGUGCAGAUGCCUGGGAGGACGGAGGUAGAACCUCACUAGAGGCUGACAGUAUGCAUCUCCGGCCUCUCAUCGGCACAGUCACGUCAUUUGAGAGCGAUGGCGGCUACAUAAACCAGACCACAUACUUCCCACGCAACAGUCUUUGGGAAGGUUAUGAGCCAAUGAAAGGCGACUGGGUCCAAGCUAAAUAUUUUAUCAAUCCAACCCAGUGGACCACCCAGGCUCAUUCUGUGGUCCCCUUACGCUAUUGCCGCCUAGACCAGGUGCAUGUGACCAGCGUGUUUGGUAACAAUGGAGUGGUGGAGGACAAAGUGUUCUUCAGCCUGGACUCUCUGCUACUGCCCGCCCAAUACCGGCCUGUGCCAGGGCACCUGGUGAACCUGGUAAUGGUGGAGAGCAAUCAGUCCAUCUACAGUUGGAGAGCCCUGUGCAUGGCGCCCUGCCUUCAGAGUGUGAUUCUUCCUGCUGCAAUUCUCCCAGAGACUGAACUCCAGAGCCUCCUCGAAAACAAAGGAGGCCUGAACGUAACAGAGUAUGGGCAGUUUGGAGAUCAGGGGAUUGGGGAUAGACGAGAGCUGGUGCUCUGGAUACAAAAUAAAGGUUCAGAGACCCACAGGUUGAAAUGCUGUGACUUUGCCGGCUGGGACUCUGAAAAGCAGUUCAGCCUUGUUACUGUGAGAGGCUCCGCACCACAGAGACAGAAACAGCCUUUGCGUGUAAACAGUUCAGUGUCUGGUUCUACUCCUGCGUCUACUGAAAAACAAGCCUGUGAUGCAAAAGAGGUAGAGAAAGAAAAUGGUGAUGUGGAUAAGGAGAAUAUCCAUAUCCAGGAAAGAGAGCUGGAUAUUCCACCAGGAGGGAGGCUGUCUGUUGUAGUAGCCUGCCAAGCAAAGAGCCUGGGAAGCUGUGCCGAGCUGCUGUUGCUGCACUUCUCUUCUUUCACCAUUGGGAGGCGCCUGGAGGUCACAGUGGGCAGUGAAGAGGAGAACCUGCUGCAGCCCUCGCUGCCCUACGCUCCCAGUGACGCUUGUUCUCUCCCAGCAGUGCCCUCUCAAGUGAUCACUGUCUCUGCUUCAAAAGGCCCAACAAGGCUUACUAAUCGGCGGCUCCCAAACUUCUUAGCGAGCUUUCCAGCGCCUCGUGCUUUGAGAGACUGUGUGGAGGCGCAGAGGGACGUGCUGGUGGUUGAGCCAAGCCUCGGAGAGGUGCUGUCACCAUCCAACAUGUAUUCACGCUUCUCAGCCCUUCUCUGGUUGGAAGAACUGCAUGCAGAGAGGGAAGUGGGAGAAUUCUCAAUCAUUGGAGCCAUUCUCAGGAAGGGAGCUGUCCACCUGCACUUAGAGGUCCUGGGGUUGGCUGAAGGCAGACCCAGUCUUAAUAUAGGGGACAGAAUAGUGUUGAAGAAACCACGGAAUGACGGUGCGGUAAUGGAGUACGUGAGUUUCGUCACAGAGAUCAAUGAUGAGGAUGUUAGUUUGAGAGUAAACUCCGAGUUUCAGCGCAGUUACCUCGGAGAGCCGCUUGAUGUUGAGUUCUCUUACAACAGAACCACCACGAGGCGGUGUCAUAAUGCACUUCUCCAGACGAAGCAGUUUGGAGGCAUUCUCUUCCCCUCCAGGGUCACUCCUCAGACCCCUCAGUGGACAGGAAAGUGGAUGGAGGAGCCAGACCAAAACCAAGCAACAGAGGACGAUGAGGCUCCAAGGCCGACAAACAGAAAUGUGUCGAGGGUUUCCAUCGACAUGAAGUCAAAGGCCACGCAGACUAAAAAUGGAGGCCUAGUGUCGAAACCCAUUCCCAGCAAAGGGCACCUCUUUAACCCAGAGCUGAACCCCCCUCAGAGAAAGGCAGUGAAGAGCAUCCUGGAAGGAGAGUGUCGCCCCAUUCCUUAUGUGCUAUUUGGACCUCCAGGCACCGGAAAGACAAUCACCCUCAUAGAGUCCAUACUACAGGUUUACCACUUUAUCCCCAGCAGUCGGGUGCUCGUGUGUACUCCCUCCAACAGUGCUGCUGACCUCAUCUGCGUUCGUCUGCUUGACAGCGGCUUCCUGCAUGCAGCAAGUCUGGCCCGCGUCAAUGCGUCUUGUAGGCAGGAUGAGUCAAUCCCAGAAGUACUGAGACUGUACUCCAGGGCAGGAGAGGACAUCCGUCAGGCCUCUUUUCACAGGAUCGUGGUCAGCACCUGCUCCAGCGCUGGGAUGUUCCACAGUAUUGGACUACAAGUGGGACAUUUCACUCACUUGUUCUUGGACGAAGCCGGCCAGGCCACUGAGCCAGAGUCCCUGAUCCCCAUGAGCCUUGUGUCAGAGAGAGAUGGACAGAUAGUGUUGGCCGGAGACCCCCGUCAGUUGGGUCCAAUAGUGAAGUCCAAGCUGGCUGCUGCCUUUGGCCUGGGGGUGUCUUUGUUAGAGAGGCUCAUGUCCAACCCACUGUACUCCAGACAGGACUGGGGAUACAACCCUAAGCUGGUGACUAAGCUUAUUUACAACUAUCGAUCUCAUGAGGCCCUGCUCACGCUGCCUUCCAAGCUCUUCUACCAGGGGGAGCUGUGCUGUGAAGCCUCCAGGGCCGUAGUAGAGUCCCUCUGUCAGUGGAAAACCCUGCCCAAAAAAGGCUUUCCUCUCCUCUUUCACGGCGUCAGGGGUACAGAAAUGAGGGAAGGUAAAAACCCAUCGUGGUUCAACCCUGUGGAGGCUGUGCAGGUGAUGCUCUACUGCUGCCAGCUGGCCAAGAAGCUCUACAACCCUGUGGAUGCCUCUGACAUCGGCAUCAUUGCCCCCUACAAGAAACAAUGUGAGAAGAUUCGGGUGCUGCUGGGUAAGGUUGGCCUCUCUGACAUCAAAGUGGGCUCAGUGGAAGAGUUCCAAGGACAAGAGUUCCUGGUCAUCAUCAUGUCUACGGUGCGCUCUAAUGAGUCAGUACCGAGUGAUGAUUUGCAGAAUGCGCUCGGCUUCCUCGCCAACCCCAAACGCUUCAACGUGGCCGUCACUCGUCCCAAAGCACUGCUCUUAAUUGUCGGAAAUCCCCACAUUCUCAUUAGGGAUUUAUGCUUCAGGGCUCUGCUGCAGUACUGUUUCAUUAAUGGAGCAUAUCUGGGCUGCGACCCCCCUCCCUCCCUCAGAGACUCCCAGAUUGUUACAGAGGAGCAAAGGGCUGAAUAGGAGGAUGAUGUAAUCAUGGUGUACCUCAGCUCUGUCAACUGGACUCUGUUUUUUUUUGUUCCCUUCACAUUUCCUUGGCUUGUCUCUGUUGACUGAAAUGUCUUGUUUCUGUGAAAGCCAAACACAGCUCCAGUCGGGGAUAGAAAUGAAUAAAGAUAACGCUUGUGUACACGGCA